Messenger RNA from Moneuplotes crassus, 1166 nucleotides. The record is from the annotation of a GenBank genome assembly. Lineage: Eukaryota; Ciliophora; Spirotrichea; Euplotida; Euplotidae.
UUUUCUUAAAAUUUUAGUUCAUAAUCUCAAAAUUUCUUGAAUAUUUGUUUAUCCUCAUUCUCAUUUCUCGGUACUAUUAAACAAAUGCUUUUGAGUAGAUGUGUUAUAUUCUAAUGUAGAAUUUGCUCUUAGAUCCUUUUCUUGCGUUGUUUGGCAAGUCUCGUAAGUCUUUUCAUGUAAUUUAAAGAUAUGAGGGGUUAAAUUUAGCCCCAAAUUUCUUAAAUAACCUACUAAAUUUUUCAAAAUUGGGGAUAACAUAACUAUAGAACUUUGAAAAGAGAUUAUUGAAAAUUUGGGCAGCAUUCCAUGAAAAAUAAUAUUUACAUAAAGAACAUAAUUCAUGUGCCACUUCAGAACUUAGAAAAAUAUGAAUAAUGCUGAUACGCAUUUUGAUAAUCAAGGAUCUCCAAAUCUUGAUUUAAAUGAGCUUAUGGAAUUCACUACAGAAGAAAUCGAUGGACAUGAUGUAUUCAGACAGCAAAAUGUCACUCUGGUCAAUCCAGAGACUGAAGAAGAAUUGACGAUGAUACUAGUGAUCCAUACAGCCGUUGAUCAAAGAGAUAACAAAGUUGUAGAGGUAUACGAAGGGGAUUGACCAGAAGUAGUAGGAAGCUCUAAUGGAAAGGUGACUCAUAAAAUAGAAUAUGUGAAAGAAACUCAAGAGGCAAAGAUUGAUACUACCAGUAGAAUAGAGAUGAAUAUGACAAAGGAAAAGAGUCGAAAGGGUUUCACUGGGAAGGAUUUUGUUAAGGCUGUUGAGCAGUUUGUUAUUCAAAUUCAGCCCUAUGUUUCUAGUUACACUAUUGAUUUCGAAGAAGAUGAUUCUUGACUCGAUGGAUGUUUCUUGAGUAUUAGAAAUACAAUACAUCUUAAUACUUUUUCUAUAAUGCCUUCUUCGGUUAGAGAUUCAGAAGCCCCAAGGCCUUCUUUGAAUUCACUUAUUGACAAUCCUCAAAGACAGAAUAAUUAUCUUAGGAAGCUAUUUGACAAAUAUAAAGCAAAUAUUACUACAGAACCUUCAAGAAUUCUUAGUAGAAUCCAAAGAGCUUGUGAUGUACUCUUCCUAGAUAAUGAAGAUGAGUGGGAGGAAGAUAGUUUCUUCUCACCUAUGAAACUCGCUGCUCUGAUCUGCUAAAAUAUCAAAAGAGCUUUAAUUCAUUUGCGCU